Molecule: messenger RNA, 1119 nt
Organism: Plectropomus leopardus (leopard coralgrouper)
Lineage: Eukaryota; Metazoa; Chordata; Actinopteri; Perciformes; Serranidae
Biological process (GO): cytokine-mediated signaling pathway
Cellular component (GO): plasma membrane
Molecular function (GO): protein binding; cytokine receptor activity
Source: RefSeq, a predicted model, not a curated record
AUGGAGACACCAGGCGUAACCACGGCGAGGUUGUGUGUUGCUGUCGCCCUGCUCAUCGCUGGGUCGACUGGGUCAGUCUGCUACACUGCAGUGGAAUCACUGGAUUUAGGAUGCCUCCUGCGGUGGGAUUGUCCCCAUGCCAGUUCUAAUACCACCUACACCGUGCAGACAAAGACACAGGGGGACCCCUGGCAGGACGUGCCCUGGUGCGUUUGGGUCUCGUCCCGCAGCUGUGAUGUCUCUCAUGCCUUCUCAAACUAUGAACUGUACAACAUGAUUCGUCUGGGCGUCCACCUCAGCCCCACAUCCACGGUCUGGAUGAAGCCUCGCAAGUUUGACUACAGUGACUUCACCUUCAGUCCUCCCUCCGUCUCAGCCUCUUUGAAAGAGGAGCAGCUGCAGGUGCAGGUGCAGGUGCAGUUCCCCUGUGCUGCCAACAGGAGGUGCUCUCCAGGGAGGUGCUGCCCGAUCUCUGAACUCAUUGACCCCUGGACUACAGUGACUCUGUACAACACCGCCAAUCACUCUGAGCACCAGAGCCGUACGGUUUGGACGCAGGAAGUGGUGUCUCAUGUGGAGUUUUCAGGUUUGGCUCCGGGUCAGAAUUACUGCGCCGUGGCCAACUUCUCCUUCCCGACCUUCUCCAUGGCGGCGUCCCCAAAAUCUGCCCCUCAGUGCGUUCAGACUGUUUCCAAAUCAGGGCUGCUGCCUGCGUUGUUUCUGGGGAUCGGGCUGAUUUCUCUGCUGCUCGCUCCACUUCUCACUGUGUUUCUGAGAAGACCGAGACAAGCCGCACCAGCAAACACUGAAAAUCAACCCAAGACUCCGGCGCCCGCUCCUGAUCCAGUCUUUUUAGUCCCCCUUCCUCUGGUCCCUGUCGACCUGUGUGACAUCCACGUGGAACUCACAGAAGACCAAAUCUCGGUCGCGUCCUCCUCAAACAUGGAUUUGACCUUGACGCACACCUGUGAUCCUCCCCUUAAUGACCCCGGCUCGGGUGCAGCGUACUGGGACAGCGGCGGGAUGACGCUGGAGCGAGGCCCGGACUCUGGUAUCAGCAUCCCACCUGUGUCUCACUCGUCUGAGGACACCUGGGACACCUGGAGACUGAGAGACUGA